ACAAAACGUGGUGCACCGCCGACGCUAAUGUUUUGUAGGUUCGCGUCACUGCUGUAGCAUCUCCCUGUGCCAAUGAUCUGACAUAAGCCAUCAGAGAUGCUGUUAAAAGAUCUUCCCAGAGAGGCCCUGAUGCGGCCGUUGUCCCGGAAUGAAGUGGUGGGUAUGUUGGUGAGGCUGACCAUCUUUGGUGCUGCCACAUACUACAGCAUCAAAUGGGUUGUUGACGCCAUGGAUCCUACUGCCAAACAGAAAAACCAAGCCAAGAAAAGGGCAGAACAGCUGAUGAAGAGGAUUGGUGUCGAGGGGAUCAAACUAACAGAGUAUGAAAUGAAUAUUGCAUCUCACCUUGUUGAUCCACAAACUAUGAAGGUGUCUUGGCGAGAUAUAGCAGGUCUGGACGAGGUUAUCAAUGAACUGCAGGACACGGUCAUCCUUCCCUUUCAGAAAAGACAUCUUUUAGCUGGAUCCAAACUCUUUCAGCCUCCUAGAGGUGUUUUAUUAUUUGGUCCUCCGGGAUGUGGGAAGACCAUGAUCGCCAAGGCAACAGCCAAAGCCUCGGGGUGCAAGUUCAUUAACCUUCAGGCCUCCACUCUGACAGACAUGUGGUAUGGAGAAUCCCAGAAGCUGACUGCUGCUGUGUUUUCACUGGCUGUCAAAAUCCAUCCCUGUAUCAUCUUCAUUGAUGAAAUUGAGUCAUUUCUGAGGAAUCGUUCCAGCCUCGACCACGAGGCCACGGCCAUGAUGAAGGCACAGUUCAUGAGCCUGUGGGAUGGCCUGGACACGUCCGCUACCACCCAGGUGAUGGUGAUGGGAGCUACUAACAGGCCGCAGGACGUGGACCCGGCCAUACUGCGCAGGAUGCCCACCACUUUUCAUGUUGGCCUGCCCAACACGAGACAAAGGCAGGAAAUCCUGAGGCUGAUCUUAGCAGGAGAAAAUCUGAGCAACGCCAUCAAUCUGAAAGAGAUCGCUGAAAGGACGGAAGGUUACUCCGGCAGCGACCUGCGGGAGCUUUGCCGCGACGCUGCCAUGUACAGAGUGAGGGACUAUGUUCGCAAGGAGCAGAUGAGGCAGAUCGCUCAGCAGCUGCAGGACUGUGAGGAGGAGGAGGAGGAAAAGCCGGUGGUUGAAGAGCGUUUGCGGCCAGUCACUCAACUGGACCUUCUCUUCGGCCUGGACAAGAUGAAGGAAUCCAAGCGAGCCACGGCCUUCAUGUUACCCAGUGCACCAGAGGUUCCCCUGGACUAAACGCCAACGCCAGGCACCACUGACAUGGAAAUGUUUCCUGAGUUCCAGCUCACCAAGCAGAGACUGAGGUGAAGUCUGGCAUCAUUUUCUCAACCCAACACGGCAGGUGUUGUCCGGGGUAUGUUCAUUCUCAGCACAACCUCACUACAUGUUCACAAUCUCCGCCUGCACACCAGUGACUGCUCCAAUGGAGCGAUAUACGGUCAAUUCUCCUUUCUUCAGGGCACUAGCAGAGUUUGUUUUGAAGAGGCAUUUUCCAUUACAUUUAUCAAACUCAUGACUCAUUCAGAGUCUGGACUCCAGAUCUUUGUGACAUUUGAUCUCUUAACCGAGCUGUUGUUCCCCAUUUUGUUUUUUAAGGACAAAAAUGUGUGAAUGAAGGCUGCUUUAAUCGCCAAAACCACUUAGAGAGAUUUCUAAUGAUAUUUUCUGCCAUUGUUGUGUGUCAGCAAGUAAUUAGCGGGGGGGAAAAAAAAUGAGCCUUGUAUAUUUUAAGUAUUCACUCCCAAGUGCUUGUCGUUGUAAAUGUAUUAAUGAAGUCACAUAUCAGAAAUAGAAGUUUAAAUAUUCCAAAAAAAACUACUCAGUGAAUGUGCUGAUAGCGUUUAGAGGAAAAAGGUAAUGCCGUGUUAAGUCAAUCGACUAUUGGUUUGUUUAUUUCUCAUCUCGUGCUUUUAAAAUGUGAAACAUGGUGGUUGUUUGUGUAGCAGUGUGACGUUCAGGAGUCACUGCUGUUGAAAACCGUAAACACAACACAACAAAGUGUAUUGAAAAGGCCACUCGAGUGCUCUGUGAAUGUGCGGAUAACAAAACAGGUAUAAUGAGGGAACUUCCACCACUUAAAAGCCUUUAAUAGAAUCCACACAUUUAAUGAGCGCGUCUAAUUAUCUCGGUUAUCACUGUCCUUCACUGAAUGACUGUUAAGUACACUUAACCUUUUCGAUUGCUGCAUUGUUUGCUGUUUAACGGCAUGUUUGCAGUGGCUGUAAAAUACUGGGCGGCAGACAGUUGAGCCCAAGACGUUGGAUGCAUCUGGUGUUUUAUUUCAUUCAAGUCCUCUCAGCUUGGUAUUAUUUUGCCAUCAAAUGACAAUAGCUGAGAUGUCUUCAUGUUAAAAUCCUUGUGUGUGUGUGUGUCAUAUUUAUUGUGUCGCUAUUAGUACAUUUAUUUUUAUAAUAGACUUUAAAAAAAAAAGAGGUUCAUGCAUCGGUCCACAGCUGACAGAACUGCCCGUUCUCAAGAGUGAGAGCGUGGCAUAGAAAUUCAUAAAGCUUUUAAUGAGCUGUCAGUGUGAAGCUGAUGUGACAAGCUUCUCUGUCUCUGCGUAAAAAGCCCUAUUGUUUCCCAUAAUCUCAGCAUGUGUCCGUUGAAGUGUUUCCCACAGACCUUUUCUCCUGUUCAAUCACAAAGCAAGCCGAUGUGUGUGUGAGUGUCACUCAUGAACGGCCACAUGGUGGCACUGUAGCUACACUAUUAUUACUGAGGCAGGUCGUUUCAAGCUGCAACAUGGAUUGUAUUUAUAUCUUUGUGAGGUCCUGUCUAUUCUCUAUUCUCUCGAAUUUGUUUGGGCCGCACCACUUUAAAGGACUUUUUCAGGGUGUAGACCUGGUCUUAGGGUCAGGAUUGUGGUAAAGGUUAAGGUAAGGAACUUGGUUGUGAUGGUUAGGAUACGGGAAGUCCUCACUCAGAUAUAAAAACAAGUUAGUGUGUGUUCAAUCACCGUUAUGAGACAAUGAAACGGAGAUCCCUGCAUCACUGGGUUGCUUUCCUUUUGUUGGCUCAUCUGGUGAUAUUUAGAAAUCAGUUUUUCUUCAUCGAAGUACCUCAGGUGACCUUGUAAAGUUAAAAUGAUCUGUUGCCAUGUAAAGCAGUGAGUGUGUCGCUGCAGCCUCGCACGUCUGUGCACCUGUGUUCAUGCUUUCAUUCAGUGCAAUAUCACUUCAUCACGUCUUUCAUGAAUGCGUUCUCCAUUAUGUUGUUACUGUAAACGAUGCCGUCACCUAUGUGUAUGUGUGAGAUGUUAAAUAUUGAACCUGAGCUGUAAAUACACUCAACAACAUGUUCCUCAUUUUUAUUCAAGCAUGAAUUUUGUUUUUGUCCUUGUUCACGUGUAUAAAAUGUAAUAAAUAUGGGAUUAAAUCCAAACUGUCACUUUCUAAACAAUGUAUAUACAGAUACACGUACGCUGGCAGCCCGCGGACAAGUGGAAAGGGAAAUUGUCUUGUAACAGGAGGGUUGCCAGUUCUGAAACCUUCCCAAUUGUAGAGAAGUAUCCAUGGAAAACUACUGAAACUAAACUUUUUAAAAUGCCAUGUUAUGAUCAGCUGUAACAUUAAAACCAGUUUUGUGGUAGUAGACUAUUGAGAAUUAUUUGAAUUAGUAUAAUUGGUUUGUAAUUCAUUAUUAUAAUGUAUUUGUCUACUGUUUUCAGGUGAAUGUUACAGGGUUGUAAAAACAGGCAGGUUUUUAUCCAAAAAGUCAUCACACUGAUAAAUAACUCUGAACUUGGCAUUAAAACAUAAGGAAUGGUCCAAUA
This is a messenger RNA of Solea senegalensis (Senegalese sole), 3784 nucleotides long. It is a transcript of the gene atad1a, whose product is annotated as ATPase family AAA domain containing 1a. NCBI's taxonomy places the organism in Eukaryota, Metazoa, Chordata, Actinopteri, Pleuronectiformes, Soleidae. Gene Ontology annotation, cellular component: mitochondrial outer membrane. Bases 97 to 1248 code for a protein of 383 amino acids. The record is from RefSeq and is a predicted model, not a curated record. The transcript has 10 exons. Gene Ontology annotation, molecular function: ATP binding; ATP hydrolysis activity.